This is a messenger RNA of Synchytrium microbalum, 2190 nucleotides long. RefSeq lists its product as uncharacterized. The record is from RefSeq and is a predicted model, not a curated record. Lineage: Eukaryota; Fungi; Chytridiomycota; Chytridiomycetes; Synchytriales; Synchytriaceae. The transcript is spliced from 12 exons. The coding region runs from base 1 to 2190 and encodes 729 amino acids. Gene Ontology annotation, molecular function: protein binding.
AUGUCGGUCGCCAUAGUUUCAGGAGCAUCUAAGGGAAUAGGAGCUAGCUUGGCAAGACAGUUAUUGGCAAGGACGAAUUUUCACGUCGUGGCUACUUGCAGGGAUGUUGGUGUUGCUCAACAGAAUCUUGGAAAUGAAAAUUCAAACAGGUUGACCAUUUUACCUUGUGAUGUUACUCGGGAAGAAGAUAUCGCCAGUGUCGCCAGUACGGUCGGCAAAACAUUCGGUCCUGGAUCUGUUCGUUUGGUGGUCAAUUCAGCUGGGUAUCUGAAUCCAGAAAAGAGUUAUAAAGCUCUUGAAGAACAGAAUAUCAUGAAGCACUUCAUGAUCAACACUUUCAGUGUCAUGUACAUGGCCAAGCAUAUUACUCCACUUCUUGCUUCCGUGUCAAAAGAAUCGGCUACAUGGUCAAGGUCAAUUUUUGGGUCGAUCAGCGCUCGAACUGGAAGUAUAGCUGAUAAUAAGCUCGGGGGAUGGUAUUCUUAUCGAGCAAGCAAAGCAGCUCAAAAUCAAAUUACAAAAACUUUGGCCGCUGAACUGGGUAGACGUGGAGUCAUAACUGUUGCUUUACAUCCUGGUACGGUCGACACUGAUUUGAGCAGGCCGUUUGUGAAGGGUACCCACAUGUCCCCUGAUCAAGCUGCUGAGCUCAUGUUCAAUACCAUUGAAUCUCUCAGGGAGGCGGAUAAUGGGACCUUCUUGGAUCAAGAUCGAGUUCUUGCUCUAUCAGGGCUCAAACUGAAAGAAUGGCCUUCGGUCAUAUCAAAUCUUGAUCCAAAACUCCUGAAAUCAAUCCUCGACCUGUCCAGCAAUCUACUAGAAACGUUGCCUCCUGACAUUGGCAGGUUUAACUCGCUUAAGACUUUAACGUUGGCAAACAAUCUACUAUCGACGCUUCCCGACGAAAUAUGGUCUUUGACAGCACUACAGACUCUGGAUCUUCAUAGUAAUCGUUUGAGAGCCCUCUCUCCCUUAAUCGUACAGCUAUCAAAUCUCAAGACGCUGGACGUCUCAAAGAAUCAGCUAGCUUCGAUACCACUAGAACUGGCAGGGAACAAAAAACUCGUCACCCUCGAUGCUUCCUACAACAAGCUCAAAGAGCUUCCAAUUACACUGGGAGGUUUGCCUGAUUUGGAAGAGAUUAAUGUAUCAAAUAAUCAGAUUGCUGAGCUUCCUCGAGAGUUGGGCCUGGCCUCUAAGCUCAAAGCAUUACGUAUUGCAAACAACUCUCUGGUGGUGUUUCCCGAUAUCUUGCAAAACACUUCGCUGACAUGGAUUGAGGUCGAGGGGAAUCCUUGCUUCACCAAGUUUUCUGAAUUGGCUGGCUAUGAACAGUAUGUGGCUCGUCGUAAAGGACGAAUCGACCAAUUCAUAAAGACAAUAUGUGGUACCCACAUGUCCCCUGAUCAAGCUGCUGAGCUCAUGUUCAAUACCAUUGAAUCUCUCAAGAUCAUGAAGUGGCUGAAAGCUCUCUUUGGCGAUAAGAAGCACCUCGCAGAAAAGGCAGAAAAGGCAGAUCGGAGAGUUGUUGCUCUAUCAGGGCUCAAAUUGAAAGAAUGGCCUUUGGUCAUAUCAAACCUUGAUCCAAACAUCCUGAAAAUCCUCGACCUGUCCAGCAAUCUACUAGAAACAUUGCCUCCUGACAUUGGCAGGUUUAACUCGCUUAAGACUUUAACGUUGGCAAACAAUCUACUAUCGACGCUUCCCGACGAAAUAUGGUCUUUGACAGCACUACAGACUCUGGAUCUUCAUAAUAAUCGUUUGCAAGCCCUCUCUUUCUUCAUCGUACAGCUAUGGUAUCUCAAGACACUGGACGUCUCAAAUAAUCAGCUAGCUUCGAUACCACUAGAGCUGGGAUGGAACAGAAAACUCGUCACCCUCGAUGCUUCCUACAACAAGCUCAAAGAGCUUCCAUUUACACUGGGAAAUUUGCCUGAUUUGGAAGAGAUUAAUGUAUCAAAUAAUCAGGUUGCUGAGUUUCCUCGAGUGCUGGGCCUGCCACCUAGGCUCAAAAUAUUACGUAUUGCAAACAACUCUCUGGUGGUGUUUCCCGAUAUCUUGCAAAACUCUUCGCUGACAUGGAUUGAGGUCGAGGGGAAUCCUUGCUUCACCAAAUUUUCUGCAAUGGCUGGCUAUGAACAGUAUGUGGCUCGUCGUAAAGGACGAAUCGACCAAUUUAUAAAGACGUGA